AAAUGGCAGCUGGAGAAUCGAACAUGGGAAGGGAUGGCGCAUCCAUCAUGAGUGCUGCUGUGUGUAUGCCUGCCUGUUUGUCUGUCUAUAGUUAUGCGGGAUGCCUUGAAUGUUCUCGAAUCGAAUGCCGAGUCACAGGUAUGAUGGCGAUAAUAAUAACUACAACAACCAUAUUGUGCAUCCCAAAUGGAAAUGGGUAGUAGAUGCGCGAACACGCCGCAUACAUGGACAUUAAGACAUAUCAGUUAUUGGUUGAGGGAGUGGCAGUGUCUUGGUUAUUCCCACCGGUUCUAUCCGCAUCAUGAUGGAAAAAGCAUGCGAUUGUCAGCGGCUCAUAGAUCAGAAAGGCCCAAAGGGUCAUGUUGUCAGUGUACGGCCCUUCCAGAUGCCCACAAACUGCCACAGACACUCGUCAUAUCCCUGUUCCCUGUUGUGCCCCCCUGCAACUUGCGCCUCCCACAACCUUACGCAUACCACACGGCGCAAACCAUUCUAACAAAGUGCCACACCAGCCAGUAUCCAACGGCCUACGAAGCCCACAGCGCCCGUCAACGCCAUCCCAUAACCCAAAAAGGGUCGAGAUUGGUCUUAGAUCGGCAUUCGGAAACCCUGGAUUGGCACGCAGACCCUUGGCCCCGCGGUCAUGGCUUCGUCCGCGUGCUCUCUAAGAGUCUCUCCAUACAUAGAGUCCAUCCAAGAGUUAAAAAGUCUGCACGCCCCUCCCCUGCAUGGCCUCGAACUCCACAUAAUUCAUUCAAAGCCCAAAAUAUAACACAGCAUUCGUUACAAGUCAUCAAACCAUCACUACAACUAUUUCCGCUCCGUUCAAUAAACUCCGGUCGCACCCAUUCACACACACCUUAUCCUCUCUCCCCUACCUACUAGUGUGUCACCAGGAGAAGUCUAGAACACACAUACCCUCUACCACCACUGUCGCUCCUAAUCUUAAAACACAUCGUUUAUAUACACACCAAGAUCUACCAAUAUUACUACUUAUAUCUUUAUCUCCCCACCUUGAAGAUAUCAAACAUCUACCUCAUUCAUAAGUCAUCAACCUUCUUCGACAAGAUCAACUUGAACACUACAUCACUCCUCGAACUCAAGUUGUGUUGACUAUCAAUAUCAAUAUCAACAUCGACACCAACCAACCACAACCACCACAUAAACUAUCCACUCAAAUCAUCCUCACCAUGACUUCCAAGUUCACCGAAAUCUUGGAGCCUUCCGAGGCCCCAACAUACACCCACCCUCAC
This is a messenger RNA of Aaosphaeria arxii CBS 175.79, 1253 nucleotides long. RefSeq lists its product as uncharacterized. Lineage: Eukaryota; Fungi; Ascomycota; Dothideomycetes; Pleosporales. Bases 187 to 885 code for a protein of 232 amino acids. The record is from RefSeq and is a predicted model, not a curated record. The transcript has a single exon.